AUGACGAUGAGGAAGGAAGAGAUCAUUCAAGUACAAGACACGCCGGGGGAAGUACCUCUCAUGAACAGGUUGAAUCUUUUGGAAACCGUCGAGACAGACGACACUGCCAGUCCGAGAGGCGGACAGGUCUGCCAAUCGAAAAUUGGCGUGGAGGCAGAGCUGAAGAGGCAGACAUCAUGCAGAGCCGUGCAGAGCCAGCCACGGUGCCAUGAACCUGGAUACCGCUGCCUCCCCCUGAGUUUCAUACAACCGAGUGGCUUGUUGCGCCAUUUCGGAGGGCAGUUGAGAGUCAACCACACUUCUCAGGAACUUCCAGACAAUCCUGUGUUCAGCGUGAAAGGUGUAGAUCAGUGUGACAGUAAAGCAAGACCGCUGAGUACACAAACCAAAUGUGAUGAAACCCACAAGGUUUUUCGCCCAGAACCUUCCUUCACCAAGAAUCUGAUGGAAAUUGGCACUCGUCGCAUCUUUUCUGAAGAGCAUGACAUAUUCAGACAAAGCAUGAGAAGAUUCUUUGAAGCAGAAGUGCUUCCAUAUCAUACACACGUAUGCUCCGCCUAUUUACAAGUUUUUAUAACAAAUGGCUGGAUGUGUGAUGUGGUAAUCGUUGUAGCUGUAACAGAUCAUAAGGCACAUUCCAAAGCCCAUGGGUUAAGUCUGUUUCUUGUGGAUAAUGGCAUGAAUGGAUUCAUCAAAGGAAAGAAAUUGGAGAAGAUUGGUUUGAAAGCACAGGAUACAGCUGAGCUCUUCUUUGAGGAUGUAUGCUUGCCACCUGAUGCUUUGCUUGGAGAGGUUAAUAAGGGUUUCUACUAUCUUAUGACAGAACUUCCACAGGAACGAUUGCUGAUUGCUGACAUGGCUCUUGCAAACUGUGAAUUCAUGUUUGAGGAAACUAGAAAGUAUGUGAGACAGAGAAAGGUUUUUGGAAAAACUGUUGCUGAUUUGCAGACUGUGCAGCAUAAACUGGCGGAAAUAAAGACACAGACUUGUGUGGGGAGAGCAUUCGUUGACAGCUGCCUGCAGUUGCAUAAAGAGCGACGACUGGAUUCAGCUACGGCUUCCAUGGCCAAAUACUGGGCUUCUGAGCAACAGACUAAUGUAGCCAAUCAAUGUGUACAACUUCAUGGUGGAUGGGGUUACAUGUGGGAAUAUCCAAUUGCUAAGUCUUUUGUGGAUUCCCGUGUUCAGCUGAUUUAUGGUGGUACAAAUGAAGUAAUGAAGGAGCUUAUUGCUCGAGGAAUUACAAGUGACUGAUGAAAUGUUGGGAAAAUAGGAUCUGCAAUGUCACUGUUUCUGUUGAAGUACCUUUGCAUCUGAAAACGUAUACCGUUUACCUAUUAAAUUUAUGCAAAACUGAGAGAAAUCUGUAUAAACUACAAGGAAUUUUAGAAAUGAGAAAUUGAAUAUUGAUAAGAGAAAACAAUAGAUUUUUUAAAUGUGAUUCCUGUUUCAAUGCAGAAUCCAUAUUGUGUGGCUUAGAUAUGUGCUAUUUCCUUUUAAAUUUCCCUUUGUUUACUUGCUGUUUCUGAAACUGUGAUGGCCACAGCUCAUUCUGUUGUUGGCUUGAACAAAACAAACCUGUCCAUGAAUUUAUUGUUGAGGCAGCAAACCAGAACACAGUGGUAGUGUUUCCAUUGGAAUGGUUAACCUGUUCAACUAAGGUCGGCAUUCAUUUUGAAGAAAGCGGGGACAAGUUAACAAUGUUCCAGUGAACUUUUUAACUUGAGUUUUGUUUUUUUGUCCAUUUUUAUAUGUGCACUUUCAUUUUAAAAUGCUAAUGGACACUGAUCUGAUACAACUGUAAUAAAUUUAAAUAUUGGUACUCAGAAUGUGGCAGAGAGUAUUGACUUAAAGCUGUACAGCAUAACAUUGCUUCGCUUGGUGUAAUAUUUGAAUUGAAAUGAGUAUUUGCCGAUAUAAUCACGCAUUGAGUAAUUACGCCAUUCAUUGUAGUCUAUUGAAAUCUCAAAGCUCCCAAUAGCUGACUUGAGGUAAAUAAUGUAUUAGUUCAGUGUCCCUUAGAGUGUGUCUUACUGGCUACCAUGUUUACCAUCCAGUUUGUACCUCUUAUCCAAGAAGGGGCAAUCCGCCGCUGUUCUUGCUCCUAAUCGCUGUCUAGAGACUCUUGUUGGGAAGUGUGUUUGUAUGUGAAAUGUAUUCUGUAUUGUAGCUUGCAUGUUGAUUUUUGCAUACCAACAAUGUCUAGGCUCACACCUGAAGAAUGGUCCUGUGAGUGAGUUACUGAAGGGAGAACAGCAUCUGUAGAACUACAGCUUGGAGAGAAACAAAAUCGGCAAUUAAAAAAAUAUAAUUUUCCAAAAUGCUAAUGGGUUCCUUAGACAGCAUGGGAUACAUUUGUUCCCAGAAACAGGUAAAUUGCAGUGUCAAUAAAUUGUCAUGCCAGUGUCAUAAUUCAUAAUUUCUAACUGCAAAAGAAUG
Messenger RNA from Stegostoma tigrinum, 2439 nucleotides. RefSeq names its product acyl-CoA dehydrogenase long chain (gene acadl). NCBI's taxonomy places the organism in Eukaryota, Metazoa, Chordata, Chondrichthyes, Orectolobiformes, Stegostomatidae. The record is from RefSeq and is a predicted model, not a curated record. The transcript is spliced from 12 exons. Gene Ontology annotation, molecular function: acyl-CoA dehydrogenase activity. The coding region runs from base 1 to 1254 and encodes 417 amino acids.